AUGGAGAGUAUUUCAAAUGAAAGUGACUUUUGGCAAUCUAGCGAAUCCUGGCGGAACUCAAGUGUCGUUAACAGCAUCGUUUGGUUGAAUCAGACAAACCCUCUGAAGCGGAAUGAAGAAGUGGCGAAGGUGGAGGUGGCUGUUCUCGCACUGGUGCUGUUUUUGGCGCUGACGGGGAACCUGUGCGUCCUGCUGGCCAUCCACACCACCAAGCACAGUCAGUCUCGCAUGUAUUACUUCAUGAAGCACCUGAGCAUCGCCGAUCUAGUUGUGGCAAUAUUUCAAGUUCUCCCUCAACUUAUCUGGGAUAUUACAUUUCGGUUCUAUGGACCGGAUAUUUUGUGCAGGUUGGUGAAAUACCUGCAGGUCGUCGGAAUGUUCGCCUCCACUUACAUGUUAGUUUUGAUGUCUGUAGACAGGUGUUUGGCCAUUUGUCAGCCUCUUCGUUCGUUGCACAGGAGAAAAGACCGUUUCUAUGUUAUAUGUUCCUGGGUCCUGAGCCUGCUCUUCAGCAUGCCGCAGAUGUUCAUUUUCUCCCUGAUCGAGGUCGGCUCGGCCGGAUCCGGAGUGUAUGACUGCUGGGGCGACUUCGUGAAGCCUUGGGGAGCCAAAGCGUACAUCACAUGGAUCAGUCUUACUAUAUAUAUCAUCCCAGUUGCGAUACUGAGCAUUUGCUACGGGUUGAUAAGCUUCAAAAUAUGGCAAAACUUUAAACUGAAAACUAGGCGCGAGCAGUGUAUCAGUCUGACGCCCAAAGCCUCCAAAUGCAACACCGUGGCCCGCGUGAGCAGCGUUAAGCUCAUCUCCAAGGCGAAGAUAACCACAGUGAAAAUGACUUUUGUGAUCGUCGUGGCUUAUAUCGUCUGCUGGACACCUUUUUUCUCAGUUCAGAUGUGGUCUGCGUGGGAUCCAGCAGCGCCCCGCGAGGCUAUGCCCUUCAUCAUCUCUAUGCUGCUGGCCAGCCUCAACAGCUGCUGUAACCCCUGGAUCUACAUGUGCUUCGCUGGGCAUCUGUUCCAGGAUCUUAGGCAGAACUUUCUGUGCUGUUCCACUCACUACCUCAAGUCAUCCCAGUGCAGCUGUGAGCGUGACUUUGACUCCAGUCACAAGAGCAACUCCUCAACCUUUGCCAUUAAAAGCACGAGCAGUCAGAGGAGCAUCACACAAACUUCCACCACAUAA
This is a messenger RNA of Cyclopterus lumpus (lumpfish), 1182 nucleotides long. It is a transcript of the gene oxtra, whose product is annotated as oxytocin receptor. The record is from RefSeq and is a predicted model, not a curated record. Gene Ontology annotation, biological process: maternal process involved in parturition; G protein-coupled receptor signaling pathway; regulation of systemic arterial blood pressure by vasopressin. The transcript has 2 exons. Gene Ontology annotation, molecular function: oxytocin receptor activity; peptide binding; vasopressin receptor activity. Lineage: Eukaryota; Metazoa; Chordata; Actinopteri; Perciformes; Cyclopteridae. The coding region runs from base 1 to 1182 and encodes 393 amino acids. Gene Ontology annotation, cellular component: membrane.